CAUAAAAUUAACAGUAACUUACUGGCAACAAAUAGCCUGCAAGAUCCUGUAUUCCAAAAUACUCUAAAACUAACAACAGUAAUGUACAACAUGCCGUAAAUUAAAAUACAGUAUACUUGCUGUACCAUUAAAUUAUUUACAGUAGUUAAAUUUAUAUAGUCAUUUUGAACAGUUUUUGGCGUACAUUACUAAAGUGAAGCAAAUGUAAGUUAGAUAAUGUGUAAGUUAAAAAAUUUAAAGUAUGUUUACAGCUAUACACUUUAGGCUACAGUAGAGUAGAUACAAGCUGUUUAAUUAAAAGAAUAAUGAAAAGUUUAGGCCUUUUGCAUAUAAAAUAAUUUAUUACACAAUUAAACACUACAUAUCAAAAACAUUAAAAGUUAAUUCAAAAGUAUAUUACAUUUUUUAAUUCAAACUGAAUCCAAGUCUGCCUGUCAAGACCUAAAUAACAAAAUAUAAAAAGCUGUUGAAUUCAUGUGCAGCACAGAUGACUGCCUUCCUUAUAUCAAAAAGCUACUAGACAAUGUAAAAAAUAAAAUAAAAAAAUCAAAUGGAACAAAACUUUGUGAACCUCUUAGCCCCAGAGGUCUGUACAAAAGAAAAGUAUGUUUGGUCAAAUCGGUUUGUCGGCGCCCCCCCAAAUCGGUUUGUUGCAGCCCCCCAGCAGUGUGUGCAAGGCUGUAUUAAGUACAACACGUGCAACACCGGUGGGUUUUUAUUACUGUAAUGGUUGAGUAUGAGAUAUGAGUGGUGUGCGUGUAUAUAUAAUUUAUAUAUUAUAUAUAUAAAUUUUUAUUAUUGUAAUAGCUAUCUCAAGGAUGAAUCAACAAAAAUAUAACCAGGAAUAUGCUAAGCGUUUUCUGUGUAACAAGUUUGUAUGUGCCAAUAUUAUGUGUUCAAAUGAAUAGUGAAAUUACUGUCGUUAUUUUCCUGCUCUUUUUUGAAGAAAAUAAAUUACAGGAAGUAACUGUAAAACAAUUUACAGUACAACAGAGUAGGAAAUACAGCAAUAAUACUGUAAAAACAACUAAAUUAACAGCAGCAUGCUGUAAACCUUUUUUCAGUUAAAAAAAAAGGGAUGAAAAUAAUGAAAAUACUACUAUCGAGUCUCUCACUGCGACCGUGACUCAAUUAGAGAAUAAAUGUGAGGAUUUGGAGUCGAGGCCUGGUGAACGACCACGAGCUAUUGUGUGCAGAUUCCAGUAUCACAGUGACUGUGUUGACAUUUUACGCCGUGCGAGAGAGAUCCGGCGGAUUCAAGUGAGGGAUUUGACCAUCUCCGUUUCCCUGACUAUAUAGCCAAGACAGCCCGGGACCGGGCUGCGUUUAACGAGGUUCGGCGUCAACUUCGUGGUAUUGAGGGCGCUCGCUAUGGAAUACUUCACCCAGCUCGGCUUCGCAUUACAUAUAACGGUGUCCAGAAGGACUUUAUUUCAGCGGAGGAUGCAGGAGACUAUGUUAAACUCUUGAUCUCGGGUUGAACUGCAUCACCUACACAGCGGAGUCUUUUUCGCUCUUCUAUUAUUUUUAUUUUUUUGCACUCUGCCUUCCAGCUUUACAGAAUUCGGAUUUUUCUUGACGAUAUUGUCGUUGCAUUACUCCACCUAGAUUUUGUGGACUUACUCCUCUUAAAAUGUACUUCUGUAUUAAUGUGCUUCUCUGUUUUGAGUGUUAUCUCCUCGGCUUUACGUGCUACACUGUUAUAUUAUUUGUUACAAGUCUUUAAAAGGUGUACUUAAGCACACAGAUGAUGUUUUAUUCCUUGUACCACAAGUGGUGAAACACCUAUAUCUGCCAUGCGUUUAUAUGACACUUAUGUCAUAUAUUCAGUAAUACUUAAACUCAUUAGUGUAAUGCACUGCAAAGUAUGCAACACUGCUGAGUAUGAAGUUAAUGAAGAAUGCUGUCCAAUGUGCUCUCCUGGUCACCAUGUGUUAACUCACUGCGACAAAAAUUCAGGCACAAAGUGUAGAGUGUGCACUGGAUCAACCUACACCGAUGUCCCGAAUGGUCUGACAGCAUGUCUCAGCUGCACUGUGUGUGAUGAAGGUAAUGGAUUAAGGGUAAAGAAGAAGUGUUUAUACAAUUCAGAUGCACUCUGCGAGCCUUUGCCAGGACAUUAUUGUAUAGUAACUCAUGGUGAGAGCUGCAGAAAAGCCAGAGAGCACUCCACCUGCCUUCCUGGAAAAUACAUCAACCAGACAGGAACAGCUUUAAUGGAUACUGUAUGUAAGGACUGCUCUGAAAAGACAUAUUCAGAUGGUUCUUUUAUGCUCUGCAAACCACAUACAAAUUGUGAGUCUUUGGGGCAGAUAACAACCACACAGGGAACACCAUCGAGUGAUGCAGUGUGCAUCUAUAUACCGUCUAAUCUCGGCCUCAUCGUUGGGAUUUUGUUGUCACUGAUAUUGUUGAUUGUCAUUUUAAGUGUUUUAUUAUGGAGGAAUAAGAAAGCUUUAACAUGCUGUAGAAAUCAUUUUUACUGAGAAGAACAUUUUAUAUACAUUAUAUUUGUUUAAUGUGCUUACAGAUAUUUACAAUCUACUGUGUACCACAACAGAUUGCUUUAAGACUACAUGAGAAGCCCAGUUUCCCCUAAAUAAAAUUUCUUAAAAAUGC
Ictalurus furcatus (blue catfish) is the source of this 2619-nucleotide messenger RNA. RefSeq names its product tumor necrosis factor receptor superfamily member 14-like. Bases 1797 to 2486 code for a protein of 229 amino acids. NCBI's taxonomy places the organism in Eukaryota, Metazoa, Chordata, Actinopteri, Siluriformes, Ictaluridae. Gene Ontology annotation, biological process: positive regulation of peptidyl-tyrosine phosphorylation; negative regulation of alpha-beta T cell proliferation; immune response. Gene Ontology annotation, cellular component: external side of plasma membrane; membrane. The transcript is spliced from 6 exons. Gene Ontology annotation, molecular function: protein binding; transmembrane signaling receptor activity. The record is from RefSeq and is a predicted model, not a curated record.